AAAGAUGGGUUUUAAGUAGCCAAUUUAAAGAGGAGACCACUGGUUCUGGGAGCUUCAUUUCCACGGUUACUUCGUCCCAAAGCCGAGGAGCCCUGAUGGCAAAAUGCAGAGUCACCUUAAGUUUUGAGCCUGGACAUUGGAAAAGUCACCAAAGGAUCUGUGAUUGGACUCAUACGGGGUCAACAAGUAGGAAACUGCAGUGAAAACUUACACAUGUAAUCUCCUUUUAAAGUCAGUUGCAGUGAUCAUUUCUGCGCACAAAGCCCAUAUAGAAAAGUAGCCGGACUGUUUUUACUUCAGCCUGGAUUUGAAAUGGCUAAAAUUCAAAUCCAGAGCAAAAACAUGGUGUUGGCAUGACUCAGGAAGUGGUGAUGAAACAACAAAGGCAGAGAAAGCAGAAGUGUGACAGACACUUUGCAGACAGCCAGACAGAAAGUACCUCCGAAAGACUGGCACCGAUGAGUAGCAGCAGCAGCAGCACCAUGCCAAGCAACUGUUCGCUUGAAGAGGUGGACCACCAGAUGAGAUAUCUGGAGCUGUUCAUCUACAUCCCCAUCUUCCUGUUUGGCUCGAUUCUCAAUGUUGCGGCGCUCUUAGUGUUCUGUGUCUGUCUGCGGAAAUGGACCGAGUCAACCAUCUACAUGACCAGCUUGGCUCUGAUGGACCUGCUCUUGCUGAUCCCUCUUCCCUUCAAAAUGCACGCCGCCAAUCACUUUUGGCCUUCCUACCUGCAGCCACUCUGUUCGGUGCUGGAAAGCUUGUAUUUCGCCGGAACGUACGGCAGCAUCUACACCAUCGUGUGUAUAGCCGUGGACCGAUGGGUGGCCAUCUGCCACCCGUUCAGAGCCAAGCAACUGCGUUCCCCCAGAGCGGCGCUGGGGAGCUGCGUCGGGGUGUGGGUGCUGGUGCUGGCAGUGGUCUCCUCAACCACCCACCGCUUCAGGGGGACCACGCAGACGGACUUCCACUGCUUCCACAGUUUUGCGGAUCAAAUCUGGAGCCCUCGGUUGAUCGUCUGCGUGCUGGCCUUUGGGUUCCUGGGGCCUGCGUUGGUGGUGGUCUACUGUUCGGUUCAGACCAUCUGGGCACUCAAGCAGUCCGGCCAGCGCAGCCCGCAGAGCCGCGCCUGUGUGAAGAUCAUUUUCAGCAGUCUGAGUGCCUUCGUGCUUCCGUUCAGCCCCAGCCACCUGGGCAUCCUCCUGCAGUUCCUGGUACAUCAAAAAAUUAUUCAAGACUGCGACAACAUGACCAGGAUCAGCAUGUUCUUACAGACAGCUAUGUGCCUGUCCAACAUCACCUGCUGUCUGGACGCUCUGUGCUACUACUUCAUUGCUCAUGAGGUGAGGAGCCCCAAACAUACCUCCAGGUUAUCAAGGAUCAGCCAAAGAAGAGCCACCUUCAGCACUUCAGAGGUCUAACACACUGGAUUUUUUGUAAAGUACAUAUA
Molecule: messenger RNA, 1447 nt
Organism: Pungitius pungitius (ninespine stickleback)
Lineage: Eukaryota; Metazoa; Chordata; Actinopteri; Perciformes; Gasterosteidae
Product: G-protein coupled receptor 55
Exons: 3
Coding region: 354-1418 (354 amino acids)
Biological process (GO): phospholipase C-activating G protein-coupled receptor signaling pathway; positive regulation of Rho protein signal transduction
Cellular component (GO): plasma membrane
Molecular function (GO): G protein-coupled receptor activity
Source: RefSeq, a predicted model, not a curated record